AUGCUUCCAUGGCGCCCUGUUGAACUCCUUUGUGUGCUUCUAGCAUUUGUGGAAGCCGAUGCGGCUGAUGACGACUUGGACUUGUCCUGUGCUAUCGACACGUCUGAAUGGAAGACGUAUCAUGCUGUUUACGAGAUUGCUGCGCGGGCCACGGCGAUCGAGGACUCCAACGAGAGGAGCGCCGCAGCAGCUGGCCUGGCAGAGCAGCUCUUGGCCCGAACUGCAAACGUGACGGAGGUGCUCUCCUGCAACGUGGGCGUGGUGGCUGGAUAUUAUAUCUUGGCAAGACUCAUUUCCCCGACAGCUGUCGACACUCUCGGCUUUGCAGGCGGUGCGCCGGAGGGUUUGACUGGCUUGGCAUACCGGCUUUUGCAGCUGGCGCUUGUUUUCAUCUUCACUCUCCGAAAUGCAAAUCGUAUACCCGAGGCCCCCGCUAAAGCCUGGGGGGUGACUGAGCAUCAUAUCAUACCGGCAAUUAUGCAAAUGCGCCGGGGUCAUGACCAAAGGCUGCGGCGAGAGUUUCGGAACCUGGUGCCGAUUGCCCCCUCCUUUCGUGAUCCAACACUGAAGAUCGCCGUGGUCUCCAUCUGCGCAUACCCGGAAGAUCAUCCGCUGGCACUGCCCAGGCUCACGCCUUCGAAUCGCGAAGCUUAUGCUGAGCACCAUGGUUAUUCCCUGCGCCUUCACCUGGAGCACCCCAUCAUUGGGGCACAUGGGUUGGGAGUACAACAUGCCAAGCUGGCUACAGUGCUUGCCUACCUCCAGUCCAAUAAGUAUGACUGGGUGGCAUGGCUCGACUGCGAUUCCAUCAUCAUGAAUAUGAACCGCACGUUGGACUCGGUCAUCUACCAGUAUGCUCAAUACAAGCAAGGGCGAGGGUCAGACACGGAAGUUGCUCCCGUAUGCGGAGAGGAUGAGGAUGCUGAAGACCUGGACUUGCUGACCGGAAAGUGGCUCGACUCCUGGGUGGCGGAUGAGUACCGAGAGGAAGGGGCUAUUUAUAUCUCCAGAGAAAGUGACAGUGACGAAGUGCAGGCCGAGGCACAGCAGAUCGGCCGUUCCGGAGGGAGGCUGGUGGAUGGCCGCUUGGAGAUGGACUUUCCGGGCGGAUCUCUGCAGGCCAGCAUUGUUUGGAAGGACGGCGAGGGAAGCCCCAGGCAAGCGGAGAGCCUGAAGUGGGACAAUGGAGCCGUUUGGAUACACCAGCUGGAGGACAAGAUGGAGCCUUGCCGUGAGCCCUGCAGAGAGCCCGGACCGGGCUGCAAUGUGAACCUGCUCAUUACUGAAGAAGGAUGGGGCCUCAGCUCUGCAAACUGGAUCAUUCGGCACAGCGCUUGGUCGAUGAAGUUUUUACACGAUGCACUGACAGCUGCGCACGUGGAGCUCCAGCUUUUUGGGGAUCAGGAUGCCAUGAUCCUUAACCUCAUGAACAGACAGGCACUGGAAGCCACGCAGACAGGAGCCGAUGCUGGAGAGCCAGACCCCAUUGAUCGGCAUGCUGCCAUCGUGCCACAGUUCGAGCUAAAUGCCUACGAUGCCUUGAAUGCCUUGACCAUGGAUUGCGACGCUUUUGUGGAGGGCGACCUUCUGGUGACAUUCCCACAGUGCAAGGAUGCGGAGGGCUGA
This is a messenger RNA of Symbiodinium sp. CCMP2592, 1626 nucleotides long. Lineage: Eukaryota; Dinophyceae; Suessiales; Symbiodiniaceae. The record is from the annotation of a GenBank genome assembly.